Diaporthe batatas is the source of this 1388-nucleotide messenger RNA. RefSeq lists its product as uncharacterized. Gene Ontology annotation, biological process: intracellular mRNA localization; ribosomal large subunit biogenesis. Gene Ontology annotation, molecular function: mRNA binding. The transcript has 2 exons. Bases 321 to 923 code for a protein of 200 amino acids. Gene Ontology annotation, cellular component: preribosome, large subunit precursor; nucleolus. The record is from RefSeq and is a predicted model, not a curated record. NCBI's taxonomy places the organism in Eukaryota, Fungi, Ascomycota, Sordariomycetes, Diaporthales, Diaporthaceae.
AAAUAAUCCAAGAAGGUUGCAAGACAGGAUACAAAGCUGGGCAGAAGCCGUGGUGGAACUGUAUGUACUUGAAGCCCUGGUUUGAGUCUCUCCUCUAGACUGGUCUCUGAACCGCUCGAAAGCUGUCAGGGCUACCGGGGGAGGGGGGGAGGGGGGGGGGCUGGGCUGGCUCGGGGCGCGGACUGGCUGACACCUGAGAGAUAAGGGUUGUUAUCAGCGCAACCCAGACAUCCCGCCAAAAAGUUUCGCGACGAGGCCUGGACCCUUUUCGAAGAUCCCAUCUGCACCCAUCGCGCCGCGCAUCAUAUUCACGACCGAAAAUGGGAGCCGUACGGACAAAAACGGUCAAGAACAAGCACGCCACGCGUGGCUCUGGCAUCAAGAACAGCAAGGCAGCCAGCAGGGUCGAGAAUGACCCUGUCGUCAAGGCAAAGAAGAAUAAGAACGGCGGAAAGGCGCCCCUAAAACCGAGCCAGAUCGUCAAGGAGCUGCAGAAGAAGCGCAAGAAGAAGGUCUACAGCGAGAAGGAGCUGGGGAUACCGAAACUCAACAUGGUGACUCCAAUCGGGGUGGAGAAGCCCAAGGGCAAGAAGAAGGGCAAGGUUUUUGUCGAUGACAGGGAGAGCAUGAAUACGAUCCUAUCCAUGGUCCAGGCCGAGAAGGACGGCCAGAUCGAGUCCAAGAUGAUGAAGGCGCGGCACAUGGAGGCGAUUCGCGAGGCGCGCAAGCAGGAGGCCGAGAAGAAGGCGGCCGAGCGGAAGGAGAAGCUGGACGAGACCAAGGAGUCGCUGCGCAAGAAGCGCAAGAGGCCCGAGCGCCGCGACGACGACGACAAGGCGACCGAGCGGUCCAUGAGGAACGUUGAGCUGCAGGGCACCAAGGCCGCCAAGCCUAAGAAGAAGAAGAGUGUCUCGUUUGCGUGAGAGGAACCCGAGGGAGCUCCCCAGAUGAGGGAACGAACCGCUUUGUGGGCAUGCAUGAGCACUAGAGGCGCGAGGUGGAAUCAUUGCAUGGCGUUUUUGGAGUUUUCGGACAAACCGGCGGCGGAUUAAAAAGAUUCAGGCUCAUGGGUUUCCUGGUGGAUGGCUUCGCCUCUGUGUCUGGUGGUGAAAUCUCACCUACACAGGACGACACAGGGCUACUCAACGGCCACUGGAAGUCGUUUCGUCCGAGGAUCGCAGCCGGUGAAGAAGGAUGGAUGGCAAAUUCGCUUGUGAGACUUCGGGUCCAAGUGCCGGUACCAUCUCCUUUAUCACAGGCUCAUCCAUGCGCGUUCGUCCUCGCUUGAUGGGUCCAGGGACCCGAUCUAGGACCACCUUCUAGUCUAAUAUUUGUCUAGAGAACAAUCGUAUACCCCAGGCCGUAAAGCGCCUCUGUGUCUAUUCUAA